Messenger RNA from Dromiciops gliroides (monito del monte), 2236 nucleotides. RefSeq names its product programmed cell death 10 (gene PDCD10). The transcript has 8 exons. Lineage: Eukaryota; Metazoa; Chordata; Mammalia; Microbiotheria; Microbiotheriidae. The record is from RefSeq and is a predicted model, not a curated record. Gene Ontology annotation, biological process: regulation of Golgi organization; positive regulation of MAP kinase activity. Gene Ontology annotation, cellular component: Golgi apparatus; FAR/SIP/STRIPAK complex. Bases 326 to 964 code for a protein of 212 amino acids. Gene Ontology annotation, molecular function: protein kinase binding.
CGGCCCGUGCGCGGCUCCGGCUGGGCAGGAUUCCGGACAACGCCUGGUUCCUCUCGGCUCCUUCCGGCGUUGCCGGAGUGAAUUGAUCCGGGAGUUGAAGAGGCUCCGGAGGUGGGAAGUGGAGUCAGCCCCGGAGUCGCCACUGCCGCCGCUACCCCCGAGAGAAGGGCUGCCUUGCCGGCCUCGGCCUCGCGGUGACCCGGCGGGCGAGGGUCAGUAUAAGUUAAUCAUCCAUUCUUGACGCAAAAGAAAAGGAAAAAAUACUGCAGUGAAUGAAGAGUCCUCUACUUUUUAGCACUGUUUUUCUACUGUAGUUGGUCUUUGAAUGAGGAUGACAAUGGAAGAGAUGAAGAAUGAAGCUGAGACCACUUCAAUGGUUUCUAUGCCACUAUAUGCAGUCAUGUACCCUGUGUUUAAUGAGCUAGAACGAGUAAAUCUGUCUGCAGCUCAGACACUGAGAGCAGCUUUCAUCAAGGCUGAAAAAGAAAACCCAGGUCUCACCCAGGACAUCAUUAUGAAAAUUCUGGAGAAAAAAAGUGUAGAAGUUAACUUCACAGAGUCCCUUCUUCGGAUGGCAGCUGAUGAUGUAGAAGAGUAUAUGAUUGAGAGACCAGAACCUGAAUUCCAGGACUUGAAUGAAAAGGCACGAGCACUUAAACAGAUUCUGAGUAAGAUCCCUGAUGAGAUCAAUGACCGAGUAAGGUUCCUUCAGACAAUCAAGGACAUCGCCAGUGCAAUAAAAGAACUUCUUGACACAGUAAACAACGUCUUCAAAAAAUAUCAAUACCAGAACCGCCGGGCACUUGAGCACCAAAAGAAAGAAUUUGUAAAAUACUCCAAGAGCUUCAGUGACACUCUGAAAACCUAUUUUAAAGAUGGAAAGGCAAUAAAUGUGUUCAUAAGUGCCAACCGACUAAUUCAUCAAACCAACUUGAUACUUCAGACCUUCAAGACUGUGGCCUGAAAAUUGUAUAUGUUAAGAGCUGUACGUUUCAGUGGUGGUGUUAAACUGCUGCCUUUACCUGUAAAUUUUAAAGUUUGACUGUAUAAAUUAUCAGUCCCUCCUGAAGGGACCUAAUCCAGGAUGUUGAAUGGGAUUAUUGCCAUCUUACACCAUAUUUUUGUAAAACGUAGCUUAAUCAUAAUCUUACACUGAAGAUUUUGCAUCACUUUUGCUAUUAUCAUUCUUUUAAGAAUUAUAAGCCAAAAGAAUUUACGCCUUAAUGUGUCAUUAUGUAACAUUCCUUAAAAGAAUUGUAAAUAUUGGUGUUUGUUUCUGACAUUUUAACUUGAAAGCGAUAUGCUGCAAGAUAAUGUAUUUAACAAUAUUUGGUGGCAAAUAUUCAAUAAAUAGUUUACAUCUGUUAAACAUUUCUUUACUUGAAAAAAAAAAUAUGUGUAUAAUCAGAAAACCAAGACAACUUGGUAACGUCUACAGAACUUCUAACGGAAGCUUGUUAGCCGUUUGUCACAUUUUAAAACAAAAAGAGUUCAUUAUAUAUAAUAUAUAUAAAUAGAAAUAUAUAUAGUCCUUAAUCCAUUUGGGCAAAAAGUAAUUAGUGAAAAUGUUUUCACUGAUUACUGUAUAUGAGGUACUGAAAUAUUUUUUCCAUUAUCUCUAGCCUCUUUCAAAAGACUUACUUGUCCAUUUAUAGUGUAUUUACACUAUUUUGUCACUUUCUGAACUCAGAGAUUUAACGAUUUUGACUCUGAGAAAUAAGUCUUCUGUCAGGCCGGGUCCUAAUAAGCUUUGCACACCUUUUUUCAUACAACCAUAGCCUGAACUGGUAAUAAUUGGGGAAUAAACCAAUGCUAAUUUGGUGUGACAUUGUCAUGAGUGUUUGUUAUACACUCUUAAAAUAUGUACAGUUUUGUUUCCCAAUAGAGAAGUUUUAAGGAAAUUAUGUAUCAAGUGUUCAUGUUAAGUAAUUUCAUUUUCCAUUUAUGAUAAAAAAAAUAAAGGAAAAAAUAAUUCAGAAUUUGUUGAUCGUAUAUAAAAAGGUUUUAGGUUUUUAACUAGUUUUCUAUUGUAAGUUCUCAUUACUACUUAAGGAAUUUUCUUUUCUUUUUUUUUUUAAAGGGAUCAGAAUUUUAGAGACUGAGUUAGAAUGAGUAAAAUGUGUUUCUUUAUGGAGAAAGAAAGUUUAUGUAAAAGUAGAGUCACUGGAAAACAUUUUAUAGCCCAUUAAUUUAUGGCUUUUUAAAAACCAUCUUUGUUUCUCCCCUUUGAGAUAUA